Messenger RNA from Triticum turgidum subsp. durum (durum wheat), 1509 nucleotides. The record is from the annotation of a GenBank genome assembly. NCBI's taxonomy places the organism in Eukaryota, Viridiplantae, Streptophyta, Magnoliopsida, Poales, Poaceae.
AUGGCGAGGUUGCGUCGCGUGCGGCCGCGCAGGGCCAGCGAAGAGGACCGCCUCAGCGCGCUCCCCGACAGGCUGAUCCGCCGCAUACUCAGCAAGCUGGACACCCGCAGCGCGCUCUCCACGGCCGUCCUCGCCAGGCGCUGGGCGCUUGUCCCCCGCGACCUUCCGGCGUACGACUUCAGGGUCAGCGACGUACUCCCGCCGCAGUACGACCGGACCGUCGCCCUCCGCCGUCGCAACCUGCCGCGCGACGCGGCCCUGGCCAGGGUCCUCGACGGCCUCAUGGCCAGCUGCGAGGUCUCCACCAUGCGGGCGUUCGUGGACGGCAUCACCGGCUUCUUGGACGCGGACGGCGGCGCCGCACGCCGGUGUGUCAAGACACUCCGUCUCGAGUUCUUCCAGACACACGACGGCGGCUGCAUAGCAGACCGCCUCAUUGCCGACGCGGUCGACCGUUGGGGAGUCGAAGACCUGGAGGUGGUCGUCAGGCCAGCGUCCCACGCGCCCGCGCCGGCCUACAGCUUCCCCCACGGCCGUUUCAAGGACGGCGGCAGGUCGCGCCUCCGCAGCCUGACGCUGGGCAACUGCACGGUCCCGCCGAAGCUGCACUGCUACGACGCGCUCACCACGCUGGUCCUGCGAGACAUGCCCGCUUCCACGCCCGUCGCCGUGUACGAGAGGGUCUUGAGCGAGUGCAAGCGGCUGCAGGUGCUGCACCUCACGUCCUGCCGCUGCGCCGAGGACCGUCUGGUGGUUUGCUCAGGCAUCAGGGAGCUCGUCGUGGACGCGUGCUCCUUCAUGGUGAUCGAGCUGCGGGACCUCCCGAUGCUUGCCCGCCUGGCCUGCCUAACCAACACCGUGGAGCUCGUGUUCGGCUCGGUUCCGUGCCUCACGCACACUAACCUCUCCUUCUCCGUAGAGGAGGAUACGUUGGUUCUGCCGCCCCGGCCGCACCACCACGAUGAGCUCAACCAUUUCCUGGGUACGUCGCCAACCAUGGCGAACCUCGUCAUCCGGUUCACCGGCUCCAAGAGAUGGAUUGGAUCCGAGGAACUAGACAAGCCUUUGGUCCACCUGAAAAGGCUCCUUAUCGCCGACCUGCCUUCCAACUGGGACGUCUCAUGGACGCACACCUUCCUGGUGGAGGCGCCAUCGCUCGAGGUCCUGCACAUCCAUGUGGCUCACUCGGAGGAGGUUCCAGAGUCGUUCGGGAUAAUAUGGUCGACGGCGAGCCCUACACAAUGCCACCCUCACAUGAAGGAGCUGGUCUUGAUCGGAUUUACGCUCACCCGACGCCAAAUGCAGCUUUUGAAGUACCUCGUGAGCACUUGCACGUCCUUGCAACGCCUUGUUCUUCUCAAGGAUGGCUAUGUUCGAUACGACAGACUCUGGGAUUGGGACAUGGUCGGGGGACAACAAGAAUGCCAGUGGACAGAUCAUGAUAAAAGGGCCUUGAGAAGGAUGAUCAAGUCUGGGCCCAGGCCUCUCCUUCAACUCAUCUUGGCGUGA